AUGGGUGUUCCCUUCGACUACGCGCCCGAGAGGCCAGAGCACAUUGAUGCCAUCCUGAACGGACUCGACCGCUACAACCCCGAGACCACGACGGUUUUCCAGGACUACGUCGUGUCGCAAUGCGAAAACCAGACUUACGACUGCUACGCCAACCUGGCCCUGCUCAAGCUCCUCUGCCUCGCUCUCCUCCCUCCUCACGUCCUCGCACCCAACCCGGCCGCCAACUCGCUCGCCGAGGCCGUACAAAAGCUCAACACUCUACACAGCCAGCUGAUCGGCGCCUCAUACGACCAGUUCUGGUCUUCGCUGGACGGCGAUGACCUCUACGCCGACUUGAUUGCCGAUGUCCAGGGUUUCGAGGAGUUGAUGCGCGUUCGUCAGGCUGUUGUCAUUAGUCAGACCAUGCAGAGUGUUGACCGUGCUGUUCUUGAGUCGUGGCUCAACCUGAACGGCGAGGCCUUUGACAAGUUUGUCAAGGACGUUUGCGGCUGGACUGUUGAGGGCAGCACCGAGAACGAGGCCAGAGGAACGGUUGUGCGUGAGAAUGUCAAGUUCGACCAAUUCUCGAGAAUGAUCAAGAGAGCAUACGAGCAGCCCGCAUAG
This is a messenger RNA of Aureobasidium vineae, 603 nucleotides long. The record is from the annotation of a GenBank genome assembly. Lineage: Eukaryota; Fungi; Ascomycota; Dothideomycetes; Dothideales; Saccotheciaceae.